Messenger RNA from Psilocybe cubensis, 597 nucleotides. RefSeq lists its product as uncharacterized. The transcript has 3 exons. The record is from RefSeq and is a predicted model, not a curated record. NCBI's taxonomy places the organism in Eukaryota, Fungi, Basidiomycota, Agaricomycetes, Agaricales, Agrocybaceae. The coding region runs from base 1 to 597 and encodes 198 amino acids.
AUGGACCUCGAUGUCCCUAGCAAACGGGUACUCACAGAUGAGAUUCGCGAUGCUAGUCAAGUUUCGGAUAAUUUCGCGCGAUCAGCAUCGUCUGGUACUCCGGAAGAUCUUAUACAGCGCCUACGCAAUGCUGGUGCUCGGGGGCGAAAGAGCGUUCUGGAAGGCUACAAGACAACACCUUCCACCUUCUCCAAAGCACAAUCCACAGGCUCAAUAUUCACGUCCAUGAAUGAUACUCUGCACAAAAUUUACUCAAAUCGUGACUCUUUGCCUUCUCUUCCAAGUAACGACCAAGUCUCGCGCAAGAGAGCUCGCUCGGUCAUGGAACAUGAUGUAGAAAUUGCCACUCCUGAGGGAUCCGAGGCGUACCCCGCAUUCGGACAACCGGUUACCUUUAGACCUGUUAAAUCCCUACCAAACUCUCGGCGGUCACUGCACACGACACACUCUCUGCCCACUAGCAGCUUUACCCUUGGAGGAAAUGGCCAAACCUCGCAAACACAGUCUUUCCCGCAGUCAUCCAACGAAGAAGAAGACUGGAGCCAGGACACUACUUUUCAAUCUUCAGAACAGAAGUUUGAGCCUAUGGUUUUAUAA